AUGGGGCAGAAGAAGGGCUCGAAGGUGAAGCGGCGCACCGCGGGUCGGGCGACGAAGACGCACGCGUGUAAGACGCUCCGUCGGACGGGCGAGGCGAGCGCGACGCACUUGGAUGUGCGAUACGAGGCGUUUCACGCGGCGGCGGCGGCGGCGAGGGGGGAGCCGGGACGACGCGGUGCGACGUCCUUGGCGCUGAUCGACGAGGCGAAUAAGACGGCGAUCGAUGAAGACGCGGGCGCGUACGUCGCCGUGGCCACCGGACGACGGUUCAGCACGAGAGCGGGGUUGGAGAGUCACAUGAAGACGAAGGCGUAUAAGCGGGCGUGCAAGGCGUUGCGGACGCAGGGGAAGCCGCAUGACGCGCGCGAUGCGGAGAUGGCGGCUGGAAUGGGAGCGCCGGAUAAUGGACGAGGAUGA
This is a messenger RNA of Ostreococcus tauri, 417 nucleotides long. Its product is annotated as Zinc finger, double-stranded RNA binding. The transcript has a single exon. Bases 1 to 417 code for a protein of 138 amino acids. The record is from RefSeq and is a predicted model, not a curated record. NCBI's taxonomy places the organism in Eukaryota, Viridiplantae, Chlorophyta, Mamiellophyceae, Mamiellales, Bathycoccaceae.